CUCAUUGGCUGCUGUGUAUAAGUAAUGGUUUGACUGGUGGUGGGGCGCUGCGCGGGGUGGGUUUUUUUUUGAUUAUUAUUUAUUUUAGUUUUUUCCAAGCUUUCUUGUUUUUUCUUCUUCAUCUGAUAAAUAUAAUAAAAGAAAUGGGCUUGAGUUUUUCAAAGUUAUUUAACGACCUUUUUGGUAAAAAGGAGAUGCGUAUUCUUAUGGUCGGUCUUGAUGCCGCUGGUAAGACUACCAUCUUGUACAAGCUCAAGUUGGGAGAGAUUGUAACCACUAUUCCCACUAUCGGCUUUAAUGUUGAGACCGUUGAAUACAAGAACAUCUCUUUUACCGUUUGGGAUGUUGGAGGACAAGACAAAAUUCGUCCUCUCUGGAGACACUACUUCCAAAAUACCCAAGGUAUCAUUUUCGUUGUUGAUUCCAAUGAUCGUGAUCGUAUUUCAGAAGCCCGUGACGAACUUCAACGUAUGUUGAACGAAGAUGAACUCCGUGACGCGCUCUUGCUUGUAUUUGCUAACAAGCAGGAUCUUCCCAAUGCCAUGAAUGCUGCUGAAAUCACUGAUAAGCUUGGUCUUCAUUCUCUUCGUAACAGACGCUGGUACAUCCAAACCACUUGUGCUACAUCCGGUGAUGGUCUCUAUGAAGGUUUGGAAUGGUUGUCCAACAACUUGAAGAAGGCAUAAAUGCAACACACAGACACACACAGACACACACAUUCCCGACUCUCCUUAUACACACACACACACACACCUUUUUUUUUAUUAUUAUUAUUUAUUUUAAUUAAAUAAAGAAAGAGAAGAAAAAAAAAAUACAGAACGCAGAUGAGAAAAAA
Mucor mucedo is the source of this 835-nucleotide messenger RNA. RefSeq names its product ADP-ribosylation factor. The record is from RefSeq and is a predicted model, not a curated record. Gene Ontology annotation, molecular function: GTP binding; GTPase activity. Gene Ontology annotation, cellular component: cytoplasm; plasma membrane. Bases 144 to 686 code for a protein of 180 amino acids. Lineage: Eukaryota; Fungi; Mucoromycota; Mucoromycetes; Mucorales; Mucoraceae. Gene Ontology annotation, biological process: intracellular protein transport; vesicle-mediated transport. The transcript is spliced from 4 exons.